Messenger RNA from Exophiala xenobiotica, 1729 nucleotides. RefSeq lists its product as uncharacterized. The transcript has 2 exons. Lineage: Eukaryota; Fungi; Ascomycota; Eurotiomycetes; Chaetothyriales; Herpotrichiellaceae. Gene Ontology annotation, cellular component: mitochondrion; membrane. Gene Ontology annotation, biological process: mitochondrial respiratory chain complex IV assembly. Bases 25 to 954 code for a protein of 309 amino acids. The record is from RefSeq and is a predicted model, not a curated record.
CUACAUCUCAACCAGACUUGCAGCAUGGCCAAACAUGACUUGAAGAUACUGCGCGCAGUAUUAUUUCGGUGCCGAAGGCUGUUCAAUGGCCAGCAGAAGCCACCUUCGCGUCAUGUAAUGACAAGAAAGCCACCACCCAGUCCCGACAACCCGGACUUUGUCUCGAUAGUUGACGCUCCAGCAAGGAUUGUAUCAGUAGGACAGAAGCACUCGAAGAUAGGGCUCGCGAUCCUCGCAGUCAUCCCCAUCACAGCAUUUUGUCUGGGAACAUGGCAGAUCCAGCGACUGGAUUGGAAGACCAAGCUGAUCGCGAAGUUCGAAGACCGACUAGUCCGGCCGCCGCUGCCACUCCCUCCUCGAGUCGAUCCAGAAGCAAUUCACGAAUUUGAUUACCGAAGAGUAUAUGCGACCGGAAGGCUUAGACAUGACAAAGAGAUGUUGAUAGGUCCACGCAUGCAGGACGGCAAGGAUGGUUUCAUGGUCAUAACACCUCUAGAACGAGAAGGUGGUAGCACGAUACUCAUAAAUAGAGGCUGGAUCAGCAGGGAGAAAAAGUUCCAGCAGGACCGAGACCCCUCGUCCUUGCCUCGAGGUGAGGUCACAGUGCAAGGCCUAUUACGAGAACCGUGGAAGAAGAAUAUGUUCACACCUGCAAAUGUCCCGGAGCAGGCCAAAUUCUACUUCCCGGACGUGGCCCAGAUGGCCCAAGUCUCCGGGGCGGAACCCAUAUGGAUCGAAGAGACAAUGAAGCCGGAUCUGCUGGUCAGUUGGGAUCGAGAGUCGAAAGGAAUACCCAUUGGAAGAGCAGCGGAGGUCAAUCUGAGGAAUAAUCAUUUCCAGUACAUAUUCACAUGGUACUCGUUAUCUGCUGCCACAACACUCAUGAUGUGGAUGCUCCUCAAAAAGAAACCUGUCGAUAGGUCGCGGCGGGUACGCCAUGUCACUAAUUGGUGAUGACCAAGACGAAGCGAUCAGGAGUCGUCCUCCCCAAACUCUGCAAGGACUUCUUUCGGGAGCAAUUCUCGAGCGGCUUUCUGGAGCUCAUCAUCACCCUGCAGCACUUUUUGUCGCUGCAUCAGCAUCAGGACGUCGCUUCGGUCGAUGCGCUUCUUUCGUCGAGCAUGGUCUGAGUACGCUUCGAGGUCUUCACCAAUCUGUUCGAAGAACCAUUCCGUUGCUUGCUCGAGGGCCUUCAUGUGCUCCCGACCAAGCUUGGGCUUACGAUUGCCCAGUCGGCCUUGAGCAUCGGUUGCCACUCUCCGGAUCAGACUUGACGGAAGUGAUGGGACCACUUCCCCAUGACGAGUCAUCUUGACGUUUUUCCGACGACGCUGUGGUGGUAAUAUGGCUUCGUCGGUUGUCGUCAACCGGCGCGACGCUUCCUCGGGCCCAAGCGAUGCAUCCUCUGGCGCCUUGCCAGUUGGAUCUUGCUCGUCUUCGAUUGAUGGUCUGACUCCAGUGUCCGCUAGAGGCUGCUGAUGGGUGUAGUUUGAAGUCACCUCUUCGUCCACCAUUUCGAAUUGAAAAGUCUGGUCCAAGGCAGGCAUAUGCAUGGUACUCUCGUCAGCUGGCGACAGCGACGGGGACUUCUGAAACUUCUCCAGAUUUUCCGUUUCGCCGCCAAAAUCAAGCGGCUUGUAAUCAACCGGUAGCUCGUCAUAUUGUGGCGGAACCUUCGCAUCCAUCGUCUGUUCGCGAAGACCUGAGUCUCUUCGAAUUUCAAGUUCUG